AUGCUAGGACUGCUGCGAUCGUGGGGACACUGUGGCUCAAGCUCAGAGCUUCGAUCUUGGCUUUGCCUCUUCGUGCCAGCCAUGGCCCUGCUCCGAGCGGCCCUCGCUAUGCGGACAGCUUCCACGCUGCCGCGGAGCCUGACGCAGGCCAGCAAGGACUCCUUCCCGUUUAUUCCGGUGGACUGGGUCUUUCGCUUCUUCCCAUACUUCAGUCGCGAUAAGGUUCGCUUCAUGCUGCGGUAUGUCCAAAUCUCCUUCCUGUCCGGCCUGGGCUACUUCUACCUCUGGUGCCACACGCCGUACAAGUGCGACAACUAUGACCACUUCGCAGAGAGCCCGCUGUUCUUGUACGUCAAAGGCCGCUUGGAGAAGACGGGCCAGCUAGAGGAGAAUGUGCGCAUUAAAGUUCACCACUUCUACCCGCAGACAGAGUCCGAGUAA
Symbiodinium natans is the source of this 441-nucleotide messenger RNA. The record is from the annotation of a GenBank genome assembly. NCBI's taxonomy places the organism in Eukaryota, Dinophyceae, Suessiales, Symbiodiniaceae.